AUGGAGGACGGCCAAGAAAGAUUGCUGGCAGCAAACAGCGGCCAGCGCUCGCAGCUUCCAACCGAUGCACUUAUUUUGCAAAUUCUCGAGCAACUGAAACAGCAACAACUCGUGACAAAUCAACUCCUCCACCAGCAGUACGAGUCCCAAGAACAGCAACGAGCUUUCAUCCGGCAGCAGGGAGAUGCACUCCGGAAUAUUCAAGUACCGACUAAUCCAGAAACCAUCCUGGAUUCAUUAGCGGCCAACGUGAAGGAAUUUCGGUAUGAUGUGGAGAGUAACAUAACCUUUGCUGCUUGGUUCACCCGUUACGAGGAUCUAUUCGCAAGCGACGCUGCCCGCCUUGAUGAUCCAGCAAAAGUGAGACUGUUAAUCCGUAAACUCGGUCUCGCUGAACACGAACGCUAUUUGAGCUUCAUCCUACCGAAAACCCCGAAGGACUUCACCUUCGAUGAAACAGUUACCAAACUAACAGGUUUGUUCGGUACAAGUGAAUCAUUAAUCAGCAGACGGUAUCGUUGCCUGCAGGUUACCAAAGGGCCGACUGAAGACUUCGUGACGUACUCCUGCCGUGUAAAUAAAAGCUGCGUUGAGUUCGAGUUGGGAAAAUUAUCGGAGGAAGAAUUUAAGUCGCUUAUCUACGUUUGCGGUCUGAAAUCCGAGGCUGAUGCUGAAAUAAGGACCCGACUAUUGACGAAGAUAGAGGAUAGAACGAGUGUCACCCUAGAGCACCUAUCCUCCGAAUGCAAGCGGCUGAUGAACCUCCGACACGAUACCGCUAUGAUAGAAAAUACGGCGAAUGCGGUCAACGUCAUCAAAAAGCAGCAACCUUUUCGAAAGCGGCAACAAUAUUGCGGGGAAAGAACGCCGAAAUCAGAGGUCAACCGAAAUGCUUCGCAUAGCAGAGACAAGCGCGAACCAGCGAGUCCCUGCUGGAAUUGUGGCAUGAUGCAUUAUGCUCGUGACUGCAGUUUCAAGAAACAUCGAUGUUCGGAAUGCAACAGGUUCGGGCAUAAAGAAGGUUACUGUUCCACUUCGCAGAAGUCCCGCCGCAGGCAAUUCAGACGCAAAUCAAACAGCAUUACAGUGUCUACCAAAAUUGUCUCCGCCUCUGUAAAUACAGUGCAGCAUCGAAGAAAGUUUUUGUCAGUUCAGUUAAAUGGCGUCCCAGUCCGUCUACAAUUUGAUACAGCCAGUGAUAUUUCCGUCGUUUCUGCAGAAACAUGGUGUCGACUUGGCAAGCCAGCUACAAGACCACCGUCAGUGCAGGCCAGAGCAGCAUCCGGCGACCCCCUUUCGUUAAUUUCGGAGUUUGACUGUUCCAUCAACGUGAAUGGUAUUGUUCAGACUGGCACCGUCUUUGUAGUUGCGCAAAACUUGCAUAUCAUGGGACUGGAUCUAAUAGAAGCGUUUCAGCUCGACUCGGUCCCUAUGAAAGCGUUUUGUCAGCAAAUUGAUUCGAGUACGGUGGUUGAUAAGUUAAAAGCAGAUUUUCCGGAAGUUUUUAGUACCACUCUGGGGAAGUGCAGUAAGGCGACAGUAAAGCUGGAACUCAAGCCGGGGCAGAAAGCAGUUUUUCGACCGAAACGCCCGGUGGCUUAUGCAACCUACCGUGCUGUAGACGACGAAUUGGAUCGUCUCGAACGCAUGAAAAUCAUCACGCCGGUGGACUACUCCGAAUGGGCCGCACCAAUUGUGGUCGUUCGGAAAGCGAAUGGGAACAUUCGGAUUUGCGGUGAUUAUUCCACGGGAUUGAAUGACGCACUUCAGCCGCAUCAAUACCCUCUACCGUUACCACAGGAUAUAUUCGUAAAGCUGGCAAAUUGUAAGUUAUUCAGUAUCAUCGACAUGUCAGAGUCUUACCUGCAGGUUGGUGUCGAUGACGCCACGAGUAUGCUACUCUCUAUCAACACCCACCGUGGCAUUUACAAAGUCAACCGUUUAGCACCUGGCGUAAAAGCAGCUCCCGGGGCAUUUCAACAACUGGUUGACACUAUGUUGGCAGGACUCAAGCACACCUGCGGCUACAUCGACGAUAUUGUCGUCGGUGGAGAAAAUGAGGAGGAACAUUGGCAUAACCUCAAAGCUCUUUUUCAACGGUUGAAGGAAUACGGCUUCACCAUCCGUUUGGAAAAAUGUUCAUUCCAACGACAGCAGAUCAAGUAUUUGGGACAUUUGCUUGACCACCAUGGAAUUCGACCAGAUCCAGCCAAAAUAGAAGCAAUUAAGCUUAUGCCAGCGCCAACAACCGUAUCGGAAGUUAGAUCCUUUUUAGGGGCUAUUAAUUUUUAUGGCAAGUUUGUGCCAAAUAUGCGUGCAUUACGAUAUCCAUUGGACAUGCUGUUAAAGACCGAAGCCAAAUUCAACUGGACGGCAGAGUGCCAGGCUGCGUUUGAUGAGUUCAAACAAAUCUUGUCAUCAGAUCUUCUCCUAACUCACUAUAAUCCAAAAUUGGAGAUUAUUGUUUCUGCAGAUGCCUCUUCUGUGGGCCUAGGCGCAACCAUCAGUCAUCGCUUUCCAGACGGGUCACUGAAGGUCAUUCAACAUGCUUCCAGAGCAUUGGCGCCAGCGGAACGCAACUAUAGUCAACCGGAUAGAGAAGGAUUGGCCAUUAUCUUCGCGGUUACUAAAUUCCACCGCAUGAUAUUUGGUCGCAAGUUCCGGCUUCAGACCGAUCAUGCACCCCUACUGCGAAUCUUCGGUUCAAAAAAGGGAAUCCCUGUGUACACUGCCAAUCGUUUACAACGAUGGGCCCUCACGCUUUUAAUGUACGAUUUUGUAAUCGAGUAUGUGUCGACGGAUAAAUUCGGUCAUGCAGACAUUCUUUCUCGGCUAAUCAAUCACCAUGCCAGACCUGAGGAAGAUUACGUGAUAGCAGCUGUUACACUCGAAAACGAUAUCAACUCAGUGGCGUUUGAUUCGUUCACCAUCCUUCCUCUCAAUUUUAAGGAAGUACUGCAAAGUACUCGAACGGACCCGAUUCUUAGCAAAGUGUACAAGUUCGUUCAAGAAGGUUGGCCAAAAUUCUUGCCCAGCAGUGCUGAUCGUGAGUUGGCAAAAUUUUUCCACCAGCGUGAAUCAUUAACAACAGUGCAAGGAUGUAUACUUUAUGGUGAGCGGCUGGUAAUCCCGGUGCAACUACGGAAACGAUGUCUCACCCAGCUUCAUCAAGGUCAUCCUGGAAUCCAGCGGAUGAAGGCGGUUUCCCGAAGCUACGUGUAUUGGCCAGCUCUUGAUGUCGAAAUAGAGGGUUUCGUUAAAGCAUGCCCUCACUGCGCUUUGGUUGCUAAAUCACCGGCACAUGCGUCACCAGUACCAUGGCCAAAACCUAGUCGCCCAUGGCAAAGGGUACAUAUCGAUUAUGCCGGACCAAUAGACGGCGAGUAUUAUCUAUUAGCGGUGGAUUCGUAUUCCAAAUGGCCAGAAAUAAUUAAAACAGGACGCAUUACAGCCUCCGCUACCAUUGCCAUACUUCGGAAUGUUUUUGCACGACUAGGGAUGCCGGAGACGUUGGUGUCCGACAACGGCACACAAUUUACGGGUGCUGAAUUUGCUGAAUUUUGCGGUGUAAACGGGAUUAACCACGUCACAACCGCCCCAUACCACCCACAGUCAAACGGCCAAGCUGAACGGUUCGUGGAUACUUUCAAGCGGGCCGUCAAAAAGAUACGAGAGGGAAGGCGGCCGAUGGAAGAAGCACUGGAUACAUUUCUCCUAACGUACCGGAGUACUCCAAACCGUUCUACACCAGAUGGGCUCUCACCUUCGGAAAUUUUAUUCGGACGACGUAUUCGAACAUCCCUCGAAUUACUGCGGGUACCACCGAAGCAAACACCAGAGUUAAGCGAGCAGGGUGCAGCAGAUAGGCGAACCUUUCAGCGGAAUGAUUUCGUGUAUGCCAAGGUUUAUAAAAACAACGCUUGGAGUUGGGUACCUGGUACGAUUCUGGAAAAAGUAGGGAACGUAAUGUUUAAUGUUUGGAUCCAAGACCGACGUCUAAUACGGUCGCAUCUGAAUCAACUUCGAAGCCGAUUAUCAUCCAGUGCUGUACGAGACCAAGAAGCAAAGCAACCUUCGGCGAAUAAAUCGUUGCCGUUAGACAUUUUACUUGAUGCUUGGGGCCUGCGAGGUUCAUCAUCUAUUCCAUUUUCGUCCAGUGGUCAGGAAUCUUCGGCAUCGCCCGAGUAUGACGUCACCUUCCAGGAACCAUCAAUAUCGCCACCGAUGGUGUCCCAUAACACGUCGACCAGCGCAGAGCAGUCGUCUUCGUCCACCACAUCGUCAUCUUCUAGCUUCGAAUCUGCAAAUGCCAGUACACCGACGGUCCAGUUACCUCGGCGCUCUUCACGUGUCAGAAGGGCUCCUCAAUGGCUCAACCCAUACGAACGCAAUUAA
Sabethes cyaneus is the source of this 4395-nucleotide messenger RNA. RefSeq lists its product as uncharacterized. The coding region runs from base 1 to 4395 and encodes 1464 amino acids. Gene Ontology annotation, biological process: DNA integration. The record is from RefSeq and is a predicted model, not a curated record. The transcript has a single exon. Lineage: Eukaryota; Metazoa; Arthropoda; Insecta; Diptera; Culicidae. Gene Ontology annotation, molecular function: nucleic acid binding.